Molecule: messenger RNA, 360 nt
Organism: Coprinopsis cinerea okayama7#130
Lineage: Eukaryota; Fungi; Basidiomycota; Agaricomycetes; Agaricales; Psathyrellaceae
Exons: 2
Coding region: 1-360 (119 amino acids)
Source: RefSeq, a predicted model, not a curated record
AUGUCCCAGGUUUACCGUUUCCCUAGACGGUAUACCUGUGGAAUGUGGAGUAUAUACCGUUUGCUGAUGCGGCAUCGGUGGGAUUUCCAUAGGUAUGCUGUUUCGUCGGACGGUAUACCUGUGAAAAUUGACAAGUAUGCCGUCCGAUGGAAUGGUAUCCCUGUGGAAUUCCAUGAGUAUACAGUCUUAGAGAACGGCAUACCUGAGGAAUUCCUUCGGUAUGCAGUCCCCCAAGACGGUAUCCCUGGUGAAUUCCAUGAGUAUACAGUCUUAGAGAACGGCAUACCUAUGGAAUUCGUUCGGUAUACAGUCCUCCAAGACGGUAUCCUUGUGCAAUUCCUUGGGUAUGCAGUUCCCUGA